AUGGCUGCUGUGGGAGUUGAAGUGAAGCGUGCGGAUGGUGCACCAGAGGAGCAUUGCUCUGCCAAGCCAACCAAGCAGGGCGAGGGUCUUCGGCAGUACUAUACUCAGCACAUCCAUGAGCUACAGCUCCUUCUCCGUCAGAAGACCCAUAAUCUCAAUCGUCUUGAGGCUCAACGUAACGAGCUCAAUUCUAGGGUGAGGAUGCUUCGCGAAGAACUGCAGCUUCUUCAAGAGCCUGGCUCAUAUGUUGGUGAAGUUGUCAAAGUUAUGGGCAAGAACAAAGUGUUGGUCAAGGUCCAUCCGGAAGGGAAAUAUGUUGUUGAUAUCGACAAAAAUAUUGACAUUACGAAGAUCACUCCAUCUACCAGAGUUGCUCUCCGCAAUGACAGUUAUGUGCUUCAUUUAGUUCUUCCAAGCAAAGUUGAUCCAUUGGUCAAUCUGAUGAAAGUUGAGAAGGUUCCUGAUUCUACAUAUGACAUGAUUGGUGGUUUAGACCAGCAAAUCAAAGAAAUAAAAGAGGUCAUUGAACUUCCAAUUAAACAUCCUGAGCUGUUUGAAAGUCUUGGAAUAGCUCAACCAAAGGGUGUCCUUCUGUAUGGGCCGCCUGGUACUGGGAAAACAUUGUUGGCUAGGGCAGUAGCACAUCAUACUGAUUGUACAUUCAUCAGGGUGUCUGGUUCUGAACUAGUUCAGAAAUACAUUGGAGAAGGUUCAAGAAUGGUCAGGGAACUUUUCGUUAUGGCCAGGGAGCAUGCUCCAUCAAUUAUCUUCAUGGACGAAAUUGACAGUAUUGGAUCAGCCCGAAUGGAAUCUGGAAGUGGAAAUGGUGAUAGUGAGGUGCAGCGUACUAUGUUGGAACUUCUAAAUCAGUUGGAUGGAUUUGAAGCUUCAAAUAAGAUCAAGGUUUUGAUGGCCACCAAUCGGAUUGAUAUCCUAGAUCAAGCACUCUUGAGACCUGGACGGAUUGACCGAAAGAUUGAAUUUCCAAACCCUAAUGAAGAGUCUCGUCGGGAUAUCUUGAAAAUCCAUUCAAGAAGAAUGAAUUUAAUGCGUGGGAUUGACUUGAAGAAGAUUGCUGAGAAGAUGAAUGGAGCAUCUGGUGCUGAGUUAAAGGCUGUAUGCACUGAAGCUGGAAUGUUUGCUUUGAGGGAGAGGAGGGUGCAUGUGACACAGGAGGAUUUUGAGAUGGCUGUGGCCAAGGUGAUGAAGAAGGAGACAGAGAAAAACAUGUCAUUGAGGAAGUUAUGGAAGUGA
This is a messenger RNA of Lathyrus sativus (Indian pea), 1254 nucleotides long. The record is from the annotation of a GenBank genome assembly. Lineage: Eukaryota; Viridiplantae; Streptophyta; Magnoliopsida; Fabales; Fabaceae.